Molecule: messenger RNA, 603 nt
Organism: Pipistrellus nathusii (Nathusius's pipistrelle)
Lineage: Eukaryota; Metazoa; Chordata; Mammalia; Chiroptera; Vespertilionidae
Source: the annotation of a GenBank genome assembly
AUGGCAUCCAGCCUGACGUGUACUGGGGUAAUCUGGGCUUUGUUCUCAUUUCUUUGUGCUGCUACCUCCUGUGUGGGGUUCUUUAUGCCUUACUGGCUCUGGGGAUCCCAACUGGGCAAGCCUGUGUCCUUCGGUACUUUCCGGAGGUGCUCGUAUCCGGUGCAUGACGAGAGCCGGCAGAUGAUGGUGAUGGUGGAAGAAUGUGGGCGCUACGCCUCUUUCCAGGGCAUCCCCAGUGCAGAAUGGAGGAUCUGCACCAUCGUGACAGGCCUGGGUUGUGGCCUCCUCCUCCUGGUGGCUCUCACUGCUCUCAUGGGUUGCUGUGUGUCGGAGCUCAUCUCCAGAACAGUGGGAAGAGUUGCUGGAGGAAUUCAGUUUCUGGGGGGCUUGUUGAUUGGUGCUGGCUGUGCCCUCUAUCCCUUGGGCUGGGACAGUGAGGAAGUUCGGCAGACUUGUGGCUACAUUUCUGGCCAAUUUGACCUGGGUAAGUGUGAAAUCGGCUGGGCCUACUACUGCACAGGAGCAGGUGCUGCGGCUGCCAUCCUCCUGUGCACAUGGCUGGCUUGCUUCUCUGGCAAGAAACAGAAGCAGUACCCAUACUAA